Molecule: messenger RNA, 1220 nt
Organism: Lingula anatina
Lineage: Eukaryota; Metazoa; Brachiopoda; Lingulata; Lingulida; Lingulidae
Source: RefSeq, a predicted model, not a curated record
UCCCUCUUAACCUUCACGUCCUUGCUUUCAGUUUCUCUGUCAUGGUUCCUGAAAAUGGUAGCAGAUGUGCUAGAGUCAGCUGCUCCUCUUCUCUGGGACAUAUUGGUCUCUGUAAUGUCCCUCUGCAGCAUAGAGCUCUCUACUACCUUAUUUGCGUGCCUGCUAUAUAUCAGCAUCACAAGCGGCAUUGUUGCUUUUCUGCUAGUGCAGUCAGUCAGAUCAUUGCACAAGAAACUGAAUUUAACAACCAUUCCCUACUCGAGUAUCAGUAGAUAUUCAACUCCGGCGCCUUUUGUGACCACGCAAAUAUCUCUAGGCGCAUUAAUUAGCACUCCCGUACCGCCAGCUCUGCCUGGAGUUCAUCAACCCUCUGAACAGCCGCCUGUCCCUGAGGCACCAGCAAAAAUCGCUCGCCCCAAAACACGGCGUCGCGACCUGGAAAUCUCCCUGGCUGCUCACAUCUCAGGAGUGCAGGAAACAAGGACACCACCCAAGGAUAGGCAAUCCCCCUCUUCAGACCAUACAGUGAUUUGGCAUGGGCCAUAUCCUAACAGUAAACCGAAGUCUGAAGAAAGGGUCUCGUCUCCUUCAAUGACCGUUGCCUCUGCAACAUCCCAACUCUCCGUUGUUUCAAAAGCGGCUUUGUUAUUCUUCUGUAGAAUACUUGAGAUGGUGUUGGUCACUCAGAUCCCCUGCUGGCCGGUGAGGAUGUCAAAGUUCUUCCCACGGCGGCGGUGGUCUUCACUGGUGUGGCAAGGCAGGAGAACACGAAAGGCACGUAUCCCUCUUCGGUCAUGUUUCUCAGAGGUGGAUGUCCCUGCUUACAUCAACCGUAUCCGCCACUUGUCAUCUUGCUCAGCGGACAGCGCUCUCGCCUCUGAUUUAAGCGCCAUCAGCGUGCCAGACGUACCCAUGCCACUGAUUAAUAGAGACAAUCUUUAUUUGGGCAUGAAUAAUAGUCAGGUGUUUGGAUCUUUCCAGCGACAUUUCUCGGCGGUCUGCCUUGGUUCCAAUCUGAGACUGGAAACAGAUGUUAACACUGAAACCGCGCUAGACUAAAAAAAAAAAAUGUAUUUUAAGCCUUUAUUUAUAAAUAUCCUUGAAUCAUAAGAACAGUAUUCGACAUUUAUUACUUAUUGCUGAGCUGUAAAAAAUCAAAUCCUUAAUUGUGUACAUUAAUAAAAGAGUCGCUUGUAUUUUUUGUGGUUUUCUAGGAAUAA